UGUUGGAAGAUCAAGUACUGAUCAGCCGAUAAUGGAUCAGAGCGAUGAAGUUUCACUUGAUAUCAAUGAGAUAGCCAAUUCUUUGAGGGAGCAAUUGAAGAUCAAGAAGGCUUUCUCCCCGGCAUGCUGCAUCUAUAGAGUCCCCGAACCAUUGCGGGAGUUAAAUGAGAAGGCAUGUGCACCUCGAGUAGUCUCUAUAGGCCCAAUUCACCAUGGUAAAGAAAAUCUAAAAGCUAUGGAAGACCACAAAAUAAUGUACCUGCAACAAUUUCUUGAGCAGAGCAAGGUAAGUGUUGAGGAUUUAAUUAACAUUAUCAUGGAGAAUGAAACACAAUUACGUGAUUGUUACGCAGAGACCAUUGAUCUUAGAACGAAAGAAUUCGCAACAAUGAUCGUACUGGAUGCUGUCUUCAUUAUUAUGCUCUCACUGAACAUGAAGCACAUUUAUGAAACUAGACAUGAUCACAUUUUCUAUCGUCCAUGGAAGUUUUUUGACGUGAUGUGGGAUAUGUGCUUGCUUGAAAAUCAGCUUCCAUUCUUCAUCCUCGAGAAGUUGUUUGAGCUAACCAGCGUAGCUGCCAAUACUGAUAAUUGUACCCUUAUUGAGCUUACCUGUCUGUUAUUACAAAACAUAAUGCAUGAAUGGGUAAAAGAAGACAGUUGGAAAAAACUCAAUUCCUCUGAAGUCCUACAUUUCGUUGACUUUAUAAGAAAGUGUCAGCAGCCUACGGUGCAGAACCGUCAAGAGCGAGGAACAGGUAUUUUAAGAGCACCCACUGCGACGGAGCUCCAUCAAUCUGGAGUGAAGUUCAAGCAUCCAGAAAAAAGUUCACUAUUAGACGUAAGUUUCAGUAAUGGGAUUCUAGAAAUUCCACAGCUAACAAUACAUGGCCGUACAGAAAUCUUAUUCAGAAAUCUCCAGGCCUUUGAGCAAUGCCAUUGUAUAUCUGAGGAUAAGUUCGUAAAUGAAUAUAUUGCUUUCAUCAGCUGCCUCGGCAGUGCUCCUAAAGAUGUGGGACUACUUGCUCAUAAUGAGAAUUUGAAAUAUCUUGGAAACAGUGACCGAGCAGUGUCAAAUCUCAUUUUAAUUCUUCAAAAAGAAAGUGAUGUCAGUGUAGAUGGUUUUCUUUCCGGUGUCUGCGAAGAGCUGACUUUACAUUGCAGAAAGAGCAGGCACAAGUGGAAGGCAACCUUGAAGCAGGUUUAUUUUAACAAUCCAUGGACUGGCAUCUCUGUUGCUGCUGCUUCAUUUCUCCUUAUUCUUACUGUCAUACAGACGGUGUGCUCUAUCCUUCAAUUACGAUAAAUAUUUAAUCCCUUUGUACUGUUUUCCCCCCUUAUGAUUGUUGGUGGGAGGAACCACU
Messenger RNA from Populus trichocarpa (black cottonwood), 1364 nucleotides. RefSeq names its product UPF0481 protein At3g47200. The transcript has a single exon. The record is from RefSeq and is a predicted model, not a curated record. The coding region runs from base 32 to 1306 and encodes 424 amino acids. NCBI's taxonomy places the organism in Eukaryota, Viridiplantae, Streptophyta, Magnoliopsida, Malpighiales, Salicaceae.